GCUUCAGAGGUAUAUUCAAUUUUAAUGAAUGCGUAAGGUGUGACAGAAAAUGUCGGAGUUGGGCUAAAACAGAGAACAAUCAAGAUCCAAUAUUCCAUAAGACUGUGAAUUAACGGAAGAUACUUAGAAACCUUAAAAUCAACCUACCAGGCAGUCUUAUCUGAAACUACGUACAAACGUUGACAGGAGAGCAAUACGGCAUGAUGGCGAGAAUAGCCAACUGUAUUUUGGUAUGUGGACUUGGACUCGGGACGGUCAUUACAGCCUAUGCCGUAGAUACUCCCGGAGGCAGCUUCAGCGGACGGAAGCUACUGAACAGUACGGAACCGGCAGCUGAUAAAAGUGUUUGGCAACAAAUCGAGGAGUUCUACGAUGACAAGAACAACUUCGCCAUGUACUUGGUACUGCCACUCCUGGUUUUUGUGUACGGAGGCUGUAGUCUCAUCUACUGCAUUGCAAAGUGCCGAAAACAUCUGAAAAAGAAAAAGCGCAAGGAAAUGUCUAAAUUUGACCGGCAAAACAUUGACGAUGAUGGUCCUAUGACUGAACGUAACGAGCGUGAAGAACCAAGGCAGGAACGACGGGGAACAAAACAAACUUCCGCUUCUGACGUCAGAGUAGCAGUAGACAGGGAGAACACCAGCACCCCUCUGCCUUGGCAGGUCCCCGAUGACACGGAGAGCCUGUAUCCACAGAAGAACGCGCCACGAAAGGCUGAACCGCCACGGGAACCUGCAUACAACCACCAAAGUCCCCCACCGCCAUACGACCACUACCCCGCCAAGCCAGCGAUGAACCGACCAAUGGUGAACACUGUCUCUAACCCCGGAAAUGACCACCGGAACAGGAACGCUAUGGAAUCUUACGCUAUGGCGAAACAGGCUGCAGAACUGCUGAGACAAGAGGAUCACUACCGACCAGGAGAAGGUGGCUACAAGAAGGCAAAGAGGCUCGUGUUCGUGGCUGAUUGAGAAUACUACAAUACUUGGCUUGUCUUGUCUUACGGUAUAUACAAUUCAGUCUUUCUACAAAAAAAAUCGAAACAGGAAAUAAAGUUUAUAAAAAUUCUGAAGCAGCGAUGUUUAUAAUAUUGACAAUGUUUUUUAAUUUAUAAGUUAGACUCAAAAGUAAUAGUGUUUUCUUAGAAUUCGAUGUUCGUAUCGGUGAGGUACGAAAAUAUUGGAACAUUAUUAGUUAAAUCGACCUUACGUAUGUAACUAUUUGCCAUUUUUGUUUAAAAUUAGACGAACUAGAACAAUAAUUACCUAUUUAAAUGCAACGCUAUCAAAGGCAAACCUGGAAAGCAUAACAUGUUGUUGUUGUUGACCAAACCUUAAGUCAAUAGAGUAUACCCUCGUCAUUCUUUUUGAUUUUACAUUAGAAAGAAGGUAACAAUGGAAUUGGAAAGAACCUAAAUAAAUACUAAUUAUUCUGAAUUAUUAUAAAGAUGGUUAGCAAUGGAGAUUACUUGAAACAAAAACGUAUUUGAAUUAGGGAGUUCGUUUAUCUUAUCAAAAUCUGUUAGAAUCAGAAUUUAAAAUUCGGUUUGAAAAAUCUUUUAGGAUAUUUCGAAGUUUGAUUAAUUGGAGAGGAUUAUAUGGGUAGAUUAUCAGUGCGACCGCAGUUGAUUCAAAUUAGAGUUUUUCUGAUAAAAGAGAACAUCGCACUACCAAACAUCGAAAUAAUUUGGUUAACUAGAAAGAAAUUUGCAUUUUAUUUCAAAGACGGAUCGAAGAGGNGG
Molecule: messenger RNA, 1741 nt
Organism: Mizuhopecten yessoensis (Yesso scallop)
Lineage: Eukaryota; Metazoa; Mollusca; Bivalvia; Pectinida; Pectinidae
Exons: 3
Coding region: 201-971 (256 amino acids)
Source: RefSeq, a predicted model, not a curated record